CGGUUCACACGGGAGGACAGCCCGACACACUGGCGGCGGACUUGACAAGUUUUGCUGCUUUUGGUGGAAUUUAUUUUCAACAUGGCUGCUACGAGAAGAUUGCAAAAGGAGCUCGGCGACCUGAGGGCGUCGGCAAUGAAAAAUUUCACGAACAUCCAAGUAGACGAGUCCAACAUCCUCACCUGGCAAGGCCUCAUACUGCCGGACAACCCACCAUAUAACAAAGGUGCAUUUCGCAUUGAAAUCAACUUUCCUGCAGAAUAUCCUUUUAAACCGCCAAGAAUAAACUUUAAAACAAAGAUAUAUCAUCCAAAUGUAGAUGAAAAGGGUCAGAUAUGUCUACCAAUUAUAAGUGCUGAAAAUUGGAAACCUGCUACAAAAACAGAUCAAGUGAUCCAAGCGUUAAUAGCCUUAGUGAAUGAUCCCGAGCCCGAACAUCCAUUGAGAGCAGAUUUAGCUGAGGAGUUCCUCAAGGAUAGAAAAAAAUUUUUAAAGAAUGCCGAAGAGUUUACGAAAAAGCAUGCCGAGAAGAGGCGAGAGUCAUCAUCUUCUAACGAAUAACCCCGAGUGAUUAGCUUUACUCAUUGCCACUAUUACCACCACCACCACCAUCAUCACCACCACCACCACGAUGCCUGUCGCGCGUCAGCUGAUUCAAACGCAAGCCAAUGUAUACCUGUCCGUUACAAUCCCCGUGGAAUCUCAUAAGGUUCAAGUUGAGAUGACUCUGUACAGUAUUGGUUAACACCGACGAAUAUGAAUAUACGCAAAUUGUAAUGUUUAUAAGAAGUGGGAUGAACUUUCCAGAGUACAGUAAAUUAUGAUAAAUAACUCUGUAUUAUAUUGUAUACAAUUUAUAUACUUGAAGUCAUGCGCAGUUAUAUCUUUGAUUCAGAGGAUCGUUACAUUCCAGCUUGAACUUGUAGGAAUGUACACGAUGAUGAAAACGGUUUGACAUAUAGCCGUCAAUGAUAUUUGUCAGAUGUAGCAACCUAUAUAAUACAGUAUAUAUAUAUAUAUAUAUAUAUUAAAGUACAUAAUUUCCAAUGUCAUUUAAGAUGUUAAUUUAUAAUCACAUUUGGAGAAUAGCUACCGCUUUAUAACUGUUACUAAUAUUAAGACUACAACUAAUAAAAAAGUCGACUAUGUUUGCUCUCAAUUCUUCAAUUUUUUCAGUUAACGCUAAUGUAAUUCGAUCUUCGAUUGUAACGUAUUAAUUAUUAAUUUUUACUCGUCAUGUGAAUUUAAUAUUUUAUCGAUUCUGCAUUAAGUUAUUUUGAAAGUAUUGUUUAACGAUGUUUCCUAUUUUUAUCUUCCAUUCUAAAUAGUUGCAUUUUCGAUAUUAUUUCGAUAUUCAAGUGUUUCUUAAAGUUUUGCUAUUUGUACAGUUCCUGUACAGAAUUGUCUUGAAUCGCUUUGAUGUGAAAACCGCUUAAUAUAAAAUUUGCGUCAUGUAGCAUUCUCUUGCGGCAAUUACCAGGAAAAGUAGGGAUCGAGACAUUCAAACAGCGGAGCAUCAAAUUUGUUCUUACAUAUAUACUGAUAACGAAAAGAGUAGGCACCAAGAUUAAAUAUAAUCAAACGAAUCGAAAAGGAGUCUAGUCACUUUUGUAAUUUGAUUAUUGCAACUUUCAAUUUCCAUAAUGAAUUUAAAGGGCUAAAGAUUAACAACGCUACGUAAAAAUUACAUAUUACGUAAUUAUUGAAAAUAAAAUUAAUAUUUGAAAAUUAAUAUUUUUUUCCAUGUCUUUAGGAUAUUUCGAUGUGGGCAAACAGAUUAUUACAAUAUCUAUGUAUUACUCUAUGUAUAAUCCUACAUGUAUAACGUAAAUUUAAAGUCUCGAUCGCACUGAAAUGCGAUAUGUCUUCUUCGUGCUGUGUGCUGUGUCUAUUUCAUACGUGUAUAAGAUUAAAAGCUAUGGUCUCAGACAUAAUUUAUCACACUGAUAUGCAUUAUUUCUUUCAUUCAAUAGAUUUUUAUGUAAGAAUAAUUUCAAAUUUUUCUUGCUGCGCAGUGUUGUUUCCUAUUUACACUUCUACAAUGUUUAAACAUUUGUCAAUUUAUGGUGUCAUUUUGAAAAUUGUAUAAAAGAGCUAAUAAGAAAAUUUUAAUUUUAUAGCUUUUUUUAUAUUGAGACAUGUAUGAAUAAACAGAUUUUAUAAGAUAGUAAUGAUUAAAAACGUUGCAUAAAACAGAAUUCCUCUUGAAGAACACAUUGAAUGUUGCGAUGAUGUAACUUUAGUAACACGUAAAAAUUAUUUUUAUUUUAUGACAAUUACAAUAAUGAUGUGAAAUUAUAUUUGAAUUGCUUUCGUACAAUUCUACAAAUAACUUUUGCCCAAAUACUAUACCCAGAUUCUCAAGACAAUAAAGCAUAUCAGAAUAAAAGUCAUCAUAAUCGUUGGUGUAUCUCAAAGACUGUAAGAACAUUAAUUGAAUACUAUCCGUUACACCUACUGGACAUAAUUCAUUAUUAAUAUUAAAACUAUUGAGCGCAGGUAUUAUAUUCUUACCUCAACUGAUAAACUUUGCAAUCCUAUUAUUGUAAAUCUUCACAAGUAGCUUCAGCAUUUAUUUUAGAAUUAUGAAUGAGCAUGAUCACUUAUGUAUAUCAUAUAUAUGUAUAUAUGAUAUCCGUUUGGCUGUAAAUAUAUAUUAUUCUGACAUAGUAUAUAUAAUAUAUGUAAAACACUUUUCAUGAGGGUAAUUCGCAGGUAAACUGGAUAUUUUAUAUUUGCUUGGCGUAUUAUAGAUUUGUAUAGAGAAUAAAUGUGUAUUGGGUGAAUGUUUCAAGAAUAAUAAAUGCUGUUAUAGGAUUUUAA
Molecule: messenger RNA, 2823 nt
Organism: Ooceraea biroi (clonal raider ant)
Lineage: Eukaryota; Metazoa; Arthropoda; Insecta; Hymenoptera; Formicidae
Gene: Ubc10
Product: ubiquitin conjugating enzyme 10
Source: RefSeq, a predicted model, not a curated record